This is a messenger RNA of Arabidopsis thaliana (thale cress), 1987 nucleotides long. Its product is annotated as WEB family protein (DUF827). The record is from RefSeq and is marked reviewed. NCBI's taxonomy places the organism in Eukaryota, Viridiplantae, Streptophyta, Magnoliopsida, Brassicales, Brassicaceae. The transcript is spliced from 2 exons. Bases 259 to 1815 code for a protein of 518 amino acids.
AUAAUUCACCACGUCAUCACGUCGUUAUAAUCUGUCUCUGUGUCUCUCUCUUCUUCUCACUCUCCGAGUGGGGUGAUAGUGUGACUCUGUAACGAGAAAGCACAAUCAUAUCGAUUCCUUCUUCAAAAGCUCUUUUGCUUUUUUCAUCUCCUUUUCCCUUUCUCUUUUCUUUUGUAAUUUUAUUAAUUAUGAUAAGUGAAAAGGGCUCCUCUUUAAAACCCUUCGAAUUCGUCCAUCUCUUGGUUCUUUGUGGUGGCGAUGGCAUUGGCAGAGGAGCAGCAUCAGAAUUAUCAUGUGGCUGAGGCGAUUCCGGGUACGCCUGGGAUCCAUGAUGUCAGGAUUCAACCCGGUUCUGAGAAUUCCGGGUUCUGUGUUGAUCCGGUUGGUGUUUCUAAUGUACCUGGAAUUAGGAGAGUUGGGUUGAGAGCUGAAAUCGAUACUUCUCCUCCAUUCGGAUCGGUUCAGGAGGCGGUGACUCGAUUCGGUGGUCGUGGUUAUUGGGUUCCUUUCAAGCUUGAUGACACUUUCAAUGGUGAAUUUGACAUUAAGAGAAUGGAGGAGCAUGCAGCGGAGCUUGAGAAGGAUCUGAUUGUGAAAGAGCUUGAAACUUUGGAUGUUUUAGAAGCUCUUGGAUCAACCAAAAGGAUCGUUGAAGAUUUGAAGCGGCAGCUUCAGCAAGAAGCACUGAGAUGCUCUGACCAACUCAGUUCAGAUAUCAAAGAGAUGAACGAUGAGCAUUGCCAUCACAAUCCCAUGUCAUCUCCUGAUUUGAUCUUGAUGGAAUUGAAGCAAGCUAAGAUGAAUCUUGGUAAAACCAUGGACAACCUUGUAGUGAUCCAGUCCUCUGUUGAAUCUCUGAAUAAGAAAAUGAAAGAAGAGAAAGACUUCCUUGAGAAGACACGGGCUAAGCUAACGUAUGGGUUUGGUGGACCGGUAUCUCUAGCUGAGGAGUUGAGUCGGAUUAAGGUAAAACCACAGGUUCAAGAUGAACCGUUAAGGGAGCAGGUUAAGAUGGUUGCUGAAGCCGAUGAAACGGGUUUAAACCUGCAGAACAAGAACAGUCUGAGAACUGCAGAGAUGAGAUUGGUUGCUGCUAGGAAAAUGGAAGAAGCUGCGAAAGCAGCGGAAGCACUUGCGAUUGCUGAAAUUACAAUGUUAUCAUCCAAUGGUGAAAGCCAGGACGAUGAUUCGGAAUUUUGCUUUCCAGAGCCUCCAAGAUCUCCUGUGACACCAAGAGGACUCAGGAUUGAUAAUGACUUCUCCACGGAUAAGAGUUCAAGACGAGGGAUUUUGAAGAAGCUUGAGGAAGCUACUGAAGGAGUUAAACAAAGUAAGCAGGCUUUAGAAGCUGCGUUAAACCGAGUAGAGAUCGCUAAUGUGAAGCAACUUGCAGCUGAAAAUGCUUUCCGCGGGUGGACAAAAGACUCAUUGAAAGGCGAUAACUUUACACCUUUGAAUCAUACCCGACGCUCCUUUUUCAGCCAUUUGAACAAGCAUCACGAGCCACUUGACAUUCUCCCAAAGCCAGUGUUAAAGUCUAAUAUCUCAAUGCGUGAUGUUCUAAGGCGUAAGCAAGUUCCAAAGGAAGAUGUUGUUGCUCCCCAAAGACAGAGCCUUGAAGGGCAAAUACCGAGGCGAAAUGUGAAUUUGAGCCAAAUGUUGAAGGAACUAAAGCAGGAUGUGAAGUUUUCGGCACGGGGAGAGAAAGAGGAGGUACAUGAAGAGAAACAGUACGUCACGCAGAGGAGAAAGUUUGGGUUCAUACACAUUACACUUCCACUGCAGAAGCAGAGCAAGAAAAAAUCCAGCCUUUAAAAACAAACACCUCCCACUAUUUCUAUUUUUAGUCCUUAUUAAUGUGUUUGUAAUUGGUUUUCAUUUUGGUUUGAUAUGGUGUUGAUUGCUUUUCCGGUCUUUUAUAUUUGUUGAUUUUCCAAAAAAUAAAUAUACAAUCUUAGUCUUUAAAUAAAACAUAAUGCUUUGAAUC